UGACUAAAAUUGCUUUAACUUGAAGCAAAGGUAGCUGUUAUUGUGCAACUUAUUAUGUUAUAGAAACAUACAGGGCCUAAUUUUCCUUAAAUUCAUGUUUAUUGUUCUGAUAUCUAGCAUGGUGCCUGAGGAUAUUUUAAUUUGCGUAGACCUCUGACUCGCUCUAUAAUUGGUCCAUAGUGACUGUUUCACCCUCUUUCAUCCAUAUAAAGUUAAAAUUUCCUACAGACACACUGAUAUUCAUCUUUUUGCUCAGCGGUAAAGCAAACUUAAUGGUGCGUCUUAAGCUGUGCCGAUGGCAUCGUUUGAUAGACCUUUUUAAUCUGUUGGUGGCAAUAAUCAGGCAGACAGACGACUCGGCCUGAAUUACAGACAGAAUGGAACUUUCCCCCACAACCAGCAGCCUGAUGGCCAGCAAUGUCACCAACAAGACGGAUCCGCGUUCCCUGAACUCCCGGGUCUUCAUCGGGAACCUCAACACCAUGCUGGUGACCAAGGCUGACGUGGAGGCCAUCUUCAGUAAGUAUGGGAAGAUCGUGGGCUGCUCUGUGCACAAAGGCUUCGCCUUCGUCCAGUACGUCAACGAGAGGAACGCCAGAGCUGCUGUUGCUGGCGAAGACGGGCGGAUGAUCGUCGGACAGGUGCUCGAUAUUAAUCUGGCUGGUGAGCCAAAACCCCAUCGGCCAAACACUAUUAAGCGCUCUGCAGGAGAUAUGUACAGUUCUUCAUUUGAUCUGGACUAUGACUUUCAGAGAGAUUACUAUGACAGGAUGUACUCGUACCCGUCGCGUGUUCCCCCUCCUCCUCCUCCUCCUCUCUCGCGGGCGGUGAUUCCCUCCAAACGGGCGCGAGUGAGCGUGAGCGGCGGCAGCCGCAGGACCAAGAGCAGCUUCUCCUCUAAGAGCAGCCAGCGCACGUCCCGUACCAUGAGAGCUGAUGAUCUACAAACCAUUAAGAAGGAACUGACUCAGAUUAAACACAAAGUGGACUAUCUGCUGGAGAGCCUGGAGCGCAUGGAGAGAGACCACAGCAAGAAAUCAGAGGUGAAGAGCACUAAACCAGAUGAAGUCUCACCGCAGCACUCCAGCGGCAAGAAAGAGCGCGAGAGCACAGAAAUGAACGACUACGAGGAUGAGGGAGACCUGCUGGAGGAAGAGGAGAUCAAGAGUCGAGGAAGGGAGGAUGAUGAGGAGGAAGAGGAAGGUGAGCAGGAGGAAGGAGAGGACGAUGGAGACAGCGCCAAUGGAGACCAUUCUUAAACAUGGACACACAUGCAUGCUCACCGUGAGAUAUAUAGAGUAGAUCCUCUGACCUUUAAUGCACCUAGUUUUAUUUUAUAAUUCCAGAACGAUAACUAAGACUCUGUGGAUCGUGAAAAUGACACUUUUUAGAUAAGUCGCAUGAACCCCUGACUUCAGCCAGCUUUCCAUGAGAUCACGCAAUUCUUGCAUUAAAAACAGUUGAGUGCUUUAGAAUUGAGAAAAUACUUUGGAUUGCAGUGAAAUCUCCUUCAUUGGUGUGACAUUGAACAAGUUUGCUGCCAAGCUUUUUUUAAAGACUGGCAACCCAACAGCUUGAUUGUGUUUGUUGAAAUUUGGAGGAGGAACCAAAAUACCAUUUAAAGGUUGUGCUUAGAUGAAGGUUAAAGCAAAAUAAGUAACCAGUUUCAUAACUUUUCAACCCCUAAAAGGCAAGCUCAGUAUUUGUCAAUAAUGAUUACUAUCCUGAACGACUAAUGUAGGUCUACUCGGUGGGACGGUGGUUUAGUGAUCAAAAUGCAUCGGAUUUGGAAAUUAGAGCUCUUAAAGAGACACUAACAUGUACGUUUUACCUUGUUAAUUGGUUUGCACCAAACGUACUCUGCCGGUACAAACAAAUUGGAUCAUUUCCCACUUCAGGCACGUUCAGGUCCUUCUCCUUUGGUGUUUUUAAAGUUGAUGCAUGAGUUACGGUGGUGAUAAUGGUGGCUGGAGUUCGGGAACGUUCUGCCAUGUUCUUGAGGUCAUUCACUCUUUAAACCGGCCUGUGCAGAUUGAGAUUGCACAGAUGCACUCAAAUGCUCAUGAACGUCUGUCUUCAAUGCUUUCUUUGAUUCUUGUGGUUGUGCAGAUUUCCGUUCUUAAAUGCACUGUUGAUCGUUGUCGCCGUCUUCCCAAACACAUACAAGUCGAUUAGAUUAUUUUGGCUUAUUAAGAGUCCCAAAUGGUUCUCCAACCGAGUACCAAAUCUCUUGACGGACUUUAGUCCCCAAACCCUAACGAACUGAACCCAUUCGUUCUUGUCUGUGCGCUGGCUCAGGCACAGCAAUGUUCCUCUAGGACUCGUUUUGGGAAUAAAUGUAGAGUUACUCGUCUUGACCAGUGUGGCCCCGUUCUGUUAUUUAACCUCACAGAAAUACAGUUUGAUUGAAUUGAACUGUUUUAUAUUCCAUAUGUGGUCACUGAGAGUGUGAUUGUACAGUCAACGUCAUUUUACCUGUCGGUUUGUGUCUGUGUACAGUGACACUAAGAGGAGAGUUUCCUUCUGGUAAAUACACAAUGUGUUUGUAGCCAUUUUGUUUCCAUUCGUUCUGUUUGUCUUUUGUUUGAUCUGUGUUAUAAGUUGCAAUAAAACUACAAGUGGUCAUGA
This is a messenger RNA of Sinocyclocheilus grahami, 2628 nucleotides long. It is a transcript of the gene hnrnpcb, whose product is annotated as heterogeneous nuclear ribonucleoprotein C. Gene Ontology annotation, molecular function: RNA binding. Gene Ontology annotation, cellular component: nucleus. Bases 378 to 1259 code for a protein of 293 amino acids. The transcript has 9 exons. The record is from RefSeq and is a predicted model, not a curated record. NCBI's taxonomy places the organism in Eukaryota, Metazoa, Chordata, Actinopteri, Cypriniformes, Cyprinidae.